This is a messenger RNA of Hyaloperonospora brassicae, 1155 nucleotides long. NCBI's taxonomy places the organism in Eukaryota, Oomycota, Peronosporomycetes, Peronosporales, Peronosporaceae. The record is from the annotation of a GenBank genome assembly.
AUGCACUGCGGACUUCCCAUGGAACUGCUGCACGGAGAAUGGCCGUGUCAAAAGAAGAUCGACCUGCUGACAAGGACCGUGACGGCGCACCAGCAACUGACUUCGCGUCUGCAGUCCAUGACGCGCGACUUGCGUGGAGAGCGCUACUAUCCCUUACAGAGCGAGACCAAACAGCUGCGACUGCGGGUGUACCACACGUACGUCCCACCAGUUGCAGCCACUGCAACGUCACUGGCGAUACCAGGAACAUGGACGUUGAAGAUCGAAGGGGUCGACGCUGUGGCUGGACAUCCUACAGUUGUUAAAUUCUCGAGCUACUUUCGUAAAGCGUCCAUUGAACUCAACCCGCAUCUGUACGCGGACCACGUGAUCGAAUGGACGAGUUUGCAGAAGACAAGUCAUGACGUCGACGGACUCGAGGUGACGAGGACCGGAAGCACGGCACAUACAGUGAGGAUCAAGCUGCUACCAGCCCAUACUCUCGAGCGGUUUACGAUCUCGCCUGUGCUGCAAACAGUCAUUGGCCAGUACGUUGGCCCGGCCAAGGCGUACACGAAACAGGACAUUGUGCUCGCAAUGUGGGAAUACAUCAAGCUGCGCAAUCUCAUCAAAGAGGACGACUGCCGGAUGGUUACAUGUGACGACAAGUUGGCACAAGUACUGAAUUGUGUGUCGCUGCCGUUCACGUCGAUCAUAGUCGCGCUCAAGCAGCAUCUAACACCCGUCGAUGCGAUUGACCUCGAGUACACACUGAACCUCUCGACGGCAUGCGAAUCCGAGUUGCUGGAAGAGCAGUUCUUUGACGUGUCUGUUGCUGCAACGUCCGAAGUAGACAGGGCUCGAGUGCGCGCUCUUAAAGAAUAUGAGGAUCUGCAACAAGACCAGAACCAGGAACUGGCGCUGCUGAAGGAACAAGAGUUGGAUAUUUUGGAGCGUUUGCAAAUGUACGCGCGGAAGCGGGAGUGGAUGUCUCAGUUCGCUCGCGAUCCGUGCGGGUUCAUGGCAGACGUGAAGAAGUCCCAGCUGGCGGACGAAGAGAUUUUGACUGCCGAGACGCAACUAGAUGAACUCACUAUUCCCCAUCCUCAGCAGUUCACGCAGCCAUGGGUUCGUGGUGUGGUUGCAGAGCUGCUUACGACACGCCCCGCCAAUUAA